UGACUGUGUCAAACUACAGACGGAAAAACAUUUAAAAAUAAUGCAAAUACUUUUUAGAUCAGUUCCUAUUCAUUUGUGGUUCUUUACAAUAUGGAGUAUAUCCAAAGGAGUUCAAUUUAUUUUUAAUCAGGAACAAACAGUUUGGGGAAUAAUUUGGAAGAGGUUAAUUGAAUAUUUUGAAAACGAUGAAUAUAAAUUGUUUGUGGAUGGAAUAUUUGUGACUUCAUCUACAAGUAGUGCUUUAGCCGUCUUGAUAUAUAGCUUCUUCGACUUUUCUCAAAAGCCAGCAUUCAUCCGAAAAUAUAAGAUCAAUCCACAUACGAAUGAGCCACCAGAUUUCAAAAAGGUUAUGAAGGCCAUUUUUUAUUCUGUUAUUACUGGAAUUUUCCUCGCAAAACCAAUCAUCAUUGCUGCAUAUUAUGUUCUUAAAUGGAGAGGAAUGCCUAGCCUUUAUCCCUUACCAAAUAUUCUCACUGUCCUCAUCACAUGCUUCAUAAAUGAUCAUAUCUUUGAUGCUUUUAAUUACACUAUUCAUCGCAUCUUGCAUCAUAAAUUUCUUUACAAGCACAUCCAUAAAGUUCAUCAUGAAUAUAAGUCAACAAUUGCCGCUGCUGUCCUGUAUUCUCAUCCAAUUGAACACUUUUUUGCUAAUUUACUUCCAAUUCCUUCAGGAAUUUUAAUAACGAAGUGUCAUACAGCAACAUCUUUAGUAUAUAUCAUUGGACACAUGCUGUCAUCAACUAUAACUCAUUCUGGGUAUCAUUUGCCGUUCUUAAAUUCACCUGAAUUUCAUGACUUUCAUCAUAUGAAGUUUGAAUCCAACUAUAGCGUUUUGGGACUAAUGGAUUGGAUCUUUGGAACUGACAAAUCCUUCAAAAAUACAAUUUAUCAUAAACGUGAUAAGCUUUUGUUAUCAUCAAAAUCAGCACAUGAAUUAUAUCCAAUACAAAAGAAUGAAAAGAUGGAAAAACUUAAUUAAAAUAAAAAUUAA
Messenger RNA from Chironomus riparius, 991 nucleotides. Lineage: Eukaryota; Metazoa; Arthropoda; Insecta; Diptera; Chironomidae. The record is from the annotation of a GenBank genome assembly.